Messenger RNA from Cherax quadricarinatus, 1794 nucleotides. NCBI's taxonomy places the organism in Eukaryota, Metazoa, Arthropoda, Malacostraca, Decapoda, Parastacidae. The record is from RefSeq and is a predicted model, not a curated record.
AUGCACUACGACCUGCCGCAGAGCGCCCGCAUCCACUACGAGCUGCCUCAGAUUGCCCACAUGCACGACGACCUGCCGCAGCUCACCCGCAUGUCCUGUGAGCUGCUGCAGUGCGCCCACAUGCGCUACGACCUGCCGCAGUGCGCCCACAUGCCAUACGACCUGCCACAGCGCACCCGCAUCCACUACGACCUGCCGCAGUGCGCCCACAUGCCAUACGACCUGCCACAGCGCACCCGCAUCCACUACGACCUGCCGCACCCACAGGGCCUGCAGCACUGUGAUUGCCUGAAAAUCAUUCCCACCCUAACCGCAAGCAAUAACUGUGCCCCGGUCACACCAGUAACAGUACCUACAGUGAGAGGGGUCAACGGUGCUUCCAGUGAGAGGGGUCAACGGAACUUCCAUGACACUAUACAAGAAUCCUUCAGGAAACAUGAAGACAAAGAAGAAGCCUUCAAGAGUGGUAAAGCUCAGCUGGAGACCUCCAGGCGCAAUUCUGAGCUGAAAGCCGCCAGGCGUAAGGCCGAGCUGGAGGCCGCCAGGCAUAAGGCCGAGCUGGAGGCCGCCAGGCGUGAAGCUGAGUUGGAGACUGCCAAGCGUGAGGCCGAGCUGGAGGCCGCCAGGCGUAAGACAGAGCUGGAAGCCGCCAGGCGUAAGGCCGAGCUGGAGGCCGCCAAGCGUAAGGCCGAGCUGGAGGCCGCAAGGCGUAAGACAGAGCUGGAGGCCGCCAGGCGUAAGGCCGAGCUGGAGGCCGCCAGGCGUGAAGCCGAGUUAGAGACUGCCAGGCAUGAAGCCAAGUUAGAGACUGCUAGGCGUGAGGCCGAGCUGGAGGCCGCCAGGCGUGAAGCUGAGUUGGAGACUGCCAGGCGUGAGGCCGAGCUGGAGGCCGCCAGGCGUAAGGCCGAGCUGGAGGCCGCCAGGCAUAAGGCCGAGCUGGAGGCCGCCAGGCGUGAAGCUGAGUUGGAGACUGCCAAGCGUGAGGCCGAGCUGGAGGCCGCCAAGCGUAAGACAGAGCUGGAAGCCGCCAGGCGUAAGGCCGAGCUGGAGGCCGCCAAGCGUAAGGCCGAGCUGGAGGCCGCAAGGCGUAAGACAGAGCUGGAGGCCGCCAGGCGUAAGGCCGAGCUGGAGGCCGCCAGGCGUGAAGCCGAGUUAGAGACUGCCAGGCAUGAAGCCAAGUUAGAGACUGCUAGGCGUGAGGCCGAGCUGGAGGCCGCCAGGCGUGAAGCUGAGUUGGAGACUGCCAGGCGUGAGGCCGAGCUGGAGGCCGCCAGGCGUAAGGCCGAGCUGGAGGCCGCCAAGCAUAAGGCCGAGCUGGAGGCCGCCAGGCGUGAAGCCAAGCUGGAGACUGCCAGGCGUGAGGCCGACCUGGAGACUGCCAGGCGUGAGGCCGAGCUUGAGGCCGCCAGGCGUGAGGCCGAGCUGGAGACUGCCAGGCGUGAGGCCGAGCUGGAGACUGCCAGAUGUGAGGCCGAGCUGGAGGCCGCCAGGCGUGAGGCUUAUCUAGAGACCGCCAGGCGGGAGAUUGAAUUGGAGGCCGCCAGGCGUGAGGCCGAGUUGGAGGCUGCCAGGCGUGAGGCUGAUCUAGAGGCCGCUAUGCGGGGGACCGAGCUGGAGGCCGCCAGACUUGCGGCUCACUUGGAGCCCGCCAGGCGUGAGGCUGACGUGGGGGCCACCAGGCAUGAGGCUUACCUGGAGGUCACCAGGCAUGAGGCUGACCUGGAGGCCUCAAGGCAUGAGGCUGACCUGGGGGCCUCAAGGCGUGAGGUAAGAGGGAAAGUCCACCAAUCAUGA